Molecule: messenger RNA, 405 nt
Organism: Ilyonectria robusta
Lineage: Eukaryota; Fungi; Ascomycota; Sordariomycetes; Hypocreales; Nectriaceae
Product: mitochondrial ribosomal subunit S27-domain-containing protein
Exons: 4
Coding region: 1-405 (134 amino acids)
Cellular component (GO): mitochondrion
Source: RefSeq, a predicted model, not a curated record
AUGCGCGACGUCGGCCCAGAUGCUUCAAACGUCAAUCCGACGUCGAAAAAAGUUGACGGAAGCACAUUUCAUGUCGACAAUGCUAAGAUGAGUGUCCCACGAGCGCGAGUACUGGAUUUGAUGAAGGCGCAAUGCCAGGUCUUCGCGACAUCAUACAACCCCCAGGGUGUCCGAAUGGGCAAUAAGAUCCUGCGACAGCGAUUGAAGGGCCCGGCGAUGGCUGCAUACUACCCGCGGAAGACGGCGACGAUCAAGGACCUGAAGCGCGAGUUCGGCCCCGUCCUGGCAACCUGGGAUGAGGGUGAGGAGGAUCGAUUCGAGUACAUUGAGGAACUCAAGCUCCGUGGAAAGAGUGCACCCAAGAAGAAGACGGGUCCCCCAGCUCCCACUACCAAGAGGCGUUGA